AAUUACAUUUUUUAAAAAUUUCAAAUUUCCCGCCGUACGUCCCGAUGUCACAGGGACCAGCACACGGAAGCCAGAUGCCAGCAUCGGCCGGAGGAGAUGGCCGGGGACGCUGCAGGGGACACAUCGCGGGAGCGAAGGACAAGGUAAGUGCUGCAGGGACCCCCGGAGAACGCCGCAUGGUAAGCCCGAGUGUAGCUCGGGGUUACCGCUCUUGGUACUGAAAUUUUACCCCGAGCUACACUCGGGAAUACCGCCAGGGAGGUUAACACCGAGCUGCCGCAUAUUUGUGUACCAUUUAAAAAAUACAUAUGUGCUGAGAGCGCGCUCCCUGUGCGCUCCCAGCACAUAUGGGUUAAGCUUUAAAAAUAAAACCUGGAAGCUGAUUGGUUUCUAU
Molecule: messenger RNA, 394 nt
Organism: Staurois parvus
Lineage: Eukaryota; Metazoa; Chordata; Amphibia; Anura; Ranidae
Source: the annotation of a GenBank genome assembly